AUGGAGAUGGGUUCGGGCUCUACUGGUGGGGGCGACUCACCCCGUGGGCUCAAGUUCGGGAAGAAGGUCUUCUUCGAGAACCUGGGCAGCGGCGGGAGCUCGUCGUCGGCGGCGCCGCCAUCGGCAGCGGCAGGGAAGAGGGGGAAGAGCGUGGCCCAGGGGCAGCAGCAGCCACCGAGAUGCCAAGUGGAGGGUUGUGGCCUAGAUCUGACGGGGAGCAAGGCCUACUACUGCCGACACAAGGUCUGCGGGACGCAUUCCAAGUCCCCCAAGGUUGUCGUCGCCGGCAUGGAGCAGAGGUUUUGCCAGCAGUGCAGCAGGUAGGUUUCUUCUUCUCCCCCCCUGAUCCUCUUCCCUGAUCUGAUCCCCUGGUAUACCAUGAAUGUGCUCAGAUUUUACUGGCUCUCCUCAAAUCUGUGCCGAUCUUGCUCUUAGUCUACCCGGAUCAUAAUCUCCUUCUGAGAUAUUCUAUUAGCCACCGACGGAUACCGGAGGAGCAGGAAAGCUUAUAUUCUUGUCCGACUUCAUACCCAUCAGCGGAACCUGCUUAGAUUCUACUGGGUCUCCUCAAAUCUGUAUUGAUCUUGGCCUUCUUGGUGCAGUCGCCCUCUUUUCCCCCCUCUCUUUGCGGGUUUCCAGGGGCACCUCCAUUAGACAGACCCAGCGAAGCUUUCUCUUUACCGGGUCUGACUCCCUGGGGGUUCUUGCUCGCCCAUGGAAGCUCAGAUCAGGGUUUGGAGCUCCUUCUGUAGGGGUUACCUCCUCCUCUGAUUAAGAUCCUGUUCUGCUACCAUUUUCCUCACAAGUUCCUCAAGUUUGCUCAGGUGUAUGUGAAUUCUGAAAAUAGCACUGCCCAUUUUGAUGCCUGGAUAUAUGUAUCAUAGUUGUGAUUCCUAUGAUUCUCUCUCGUUCCUUCAUAUAUGUAGAUUAUUUUGCAUAGUAUGAGAGCCAUUGACCUAGUUCGACUGGCAUGAUAGAAUAGUCCCAUCUCAUGUUGAAUGCCUGCAGUUGGUUUUGAUUCGGAUGGCCUGGUUCUCUCUCAUCCCAUAUGAACUUGGCGGCAGGCUUUGGAGAAGACACUCUGAACAAUGAGCUCUGAUCAGAGCUUGUAGAUAUAUGCGAAGAAGCUUUCUUUAUGGCUUUUCUUAUGAACUUGUACAGAGGUGGGACUCAUCUUAUUCUUUCUCUUCUCUCUCUCUCUCUCUCUCUCUCUCUCUCUCUCUCUCUCUCUCUCUCUCUCUCUCUCUCUCUCUCUCACUCUCUCUCACUCUCUCACUCUCUCUUCCUGAGGAUACUCUAAGAGACCUGCUAAUUCUUCUGAAUUAUUGAACUCUUUAGAAGAGCUUGUGGUUAGUGGGACUUAUCUUACUCUCUCCUUUGGAUCACAGGGUUGCCCACGAAAAAGAGUUUCUCUUUCUACACCAAUGAUUUAAUUGGCGCGCCUCUCACUCUAUCUCUACCCCUCACCACAUCUCCCUGUCUUAAGAAACCCUGAGAAACCUACUAAUGCUUCUGGGCAAUGACCAGUCUGUUUUGGCAUCCAAGCGUGGCCAAUGCAUAGAGCACAUUCUGGGCAAUGAUCUAAUGGUUUUAGGGUUCAGAUUGAGCUGGAAGAAGGCUGAUGAGCUGAAAGCACAUUGAAUGUGCGCACUUUAGCAUGGAAAAAUGGAUAAAAAAAAUUUAAACCGCAUGAAUUUUUCAGUGGUGAUUAUUGGAGAAAAAUAAUAGAAAAUCAGCAGAUAAAGAGAAGAACACGUGUUUUUUUUUUUUUUUUUUUUUGUUAUUACUUGAUAUGGCUGAUUCUCCCAGUCUUCUCUCUCAUUCUGGAGAGAGAAAGUACCUUACAGUUAUGGAGAUGGCAGGUGGGAGGUAUUUAUUGAAGGCAAGGAUAAAACCAGGUUUUUUUUCCUUUGACAAUAUCAAAAAUAGUAUUAUCUUACGUGGCCAGAAAUCGUUUCUAAUUAAAAGCCCGUUAUGAUGAAGUUGCUUUUUUUUAGGGUUGAGAAUGGGCCGAGUGGGCCGGGCCGGCCCAUUUUCCCGACUUGGACCAUAACAUCUAAUCGGGGAGAGAAAUAAAUCGGGUGCUCAACCAUGUUUCCUCUGCCAGGUGGCUGCCCUCGUGGCAGCCGAAACCUGGUCCCACUGAUUGGUGGUGGUUACCUGUGCAGGUUCCACCAGCUGCAAGAAUUUGACCAGGGGAAGCGGAGCUGCCGCCGCCGCCUGGCUGGCCACAAUGAGCGGCGGAGGAAGCCUGUGCUGGGCACCAUGGGGCACUGCUUAGCGCCACCAGCGCUGCCGCCAUUUGAAGGUCUGCCCUAUGCUCAGUUUGCUCUCCACUGGCCUUCUCCUCUACAAAGAUCUCAUUUUUCCAUGCCUAUCUAGGCGGCGGCGGCGGCAGAUUUGGCGGCUUUCUCAUGGACUUCUCCUCCCACCCGAGACUUCCUGCAACACCAGAGGAGGUGUGGGCGAGUGUUAGGGUGGAUGGCGGAGGUCCUGGCACUCAAUGGCUGGGCAGCUCCGCCCUGUUGCCCAGCAGCGGUGGCACCACCACUGCCACCAGCCUCAGCCACCCUUACCUGCAAGCUCUGCCCCGUGGCACCCUCUUCUCGAGCCAGGGAGCCCCCCCUGGUGAAGGAUUUGGAGUCUCCGACUCGGGCUGUGCUCUCUCUCUUCUGUCAACCCAGCCAUGGGGAUCAUCUGCACCUGCCGCCGCUGCUGCCACCAGAAACCCGCCACCAGCUGCCCCUGGCGGCAGCUACGGCGGGCAAUUGGGCGCUGCCAUUGCGGCCGAUUUUGGUGCCACCAACGACUCGUGGAGCAUGAAGGGGCACGAGGGCGGCGGCACCAGUGGCACCCAUGUGAUCCCCCCUGAGCAGGGCCUGGGGCGGCUGGGAGAGCCGCCGGGGGAGGCCGCCCAGUUCUCCAGCGAGCUCGAGCUCGCUCUGCAGGGCAGCAAGCCAUGCCUGGACUCUGGCCCGGGCAGAGCCUACGGCUUCCCCAGUAGCCGCAUACAGUGGCCUCCUUAA
Spirodela intermedia is the source of this 3026-nucleotide messenger RNA. Lineage: Eukaryota; Viridiplantae; Streptophyta; Magnoliopsida; Alismatales; Araceae. The record is from the annotation of a GenBank genome assembly.